This is a messenger RNA of Mauremys reevesii (Reeves's turtle), 1905 nucleotides long. RefSeq lists its product as uncharacterized. The coding region runs from base 197 to 1507 and encodes 436 amino acids. The record is from RefSeq and is a predicted model, not a curated record. The transcript has 2 exons. Lineage: Eukaryota; Metazoa; Chordata; Testudines; Geoemydidae. Gene Ontology annotation, molecular function: nucleic acid binding; zinc ion binding.
GACAUCUUAAUCAAGUCCUCCCAGGUUUCUGCAAUAAAUUCUUCUAUUCAAGCUAUCAAUGAUAGACAGGGAUAGGAACUGAAGCAAGCAACACAGCACAUACCCUGACUGCAGAGGGGUGUGGCCAGCAUCACCAAGCCACCCAGAAAAUUCACUGACUGCAGAGGAGUGUGGCCAACACCAGAAAACAGAAACAAUGAGUGCCAAGGAGGCAUCUAAACUGGAAACAAGACAAAGAGAACUGCAAUUAAAAGAACAGGAAUUACAGAUAAAAUUCAAGGAGAUGGAAUUAAAAGAAAAAGCCAAAGAGGCUGACCACAAGAGAGACAUGGAAGCCAAAGAGGCUGAGCACAUGAGACAAAUGCAGUUAAAAGACAGAGAAAUGGAGAGCCAGAGGGAGGCCCACCGGCAGGCUCUGGAAUUAGAAAAGGCUAAGCAGCAUGAUCCUACCAAUCCAACCCCUCUUCCAAGUACUGAUCAGCCUGCUCGGAAAAAAUUUCCCGCCUACAGGACAGGUGAUGACGUUGAGGCCUUCCUAGAAAACUUUGAAAGGGUCUGCAUUGGGUACAGCAUCCCUGAAGCACAAUACAUGGUAGAGCUGAGGUCACAGCUCUGCGGAGAAUUAUUACUGGUGGCAACUGAAAUGCCUAGGGACAAAAUGAACAACUAUAGACUGUUCCUAACCAAGGCUAGAUACAGAAUGGGCAUAACCCCUGAUCACGCCCGUCAGCGUUUCAGAGCCCAGAAAUGGAAACCAGAGGUGUCAUUUCCAAAACACGCCUCCUACCUUGAAAAGCAUUAUUUUUCCUGGUUAUCAGGAGCCAAUGUUAAAUCCAUGGACGACCUAAACCUCCUGAUAAUGAUGGAGCAGUUCUUGGAUGGUGUUCCUGAGGACAUUACACGCUACAUACAAGAUGGAAAACCAAAAAAUCUCACUGAGGCAGGGGAGAUUGGAGCCAAAUGGAUGGGAGUUGCAGAGAACAAGAAAGCUACUGUCAAGGGGAGCGAAUCCCACAGGGUACACACCGACACUAAACCCUACCAUCAAGGACCAAUCAAGCCCACACCUACAACCCAAGGACAGCCACAACCUACUUCUUCUUCUACCUCACCAGUCUCCAGUAAUCCUCAUUGGCCCAGUGACCCGUCAACUGGGCGAUGUUUUAAAUGUAAUGAACUGGGGCAUAUCAAAGCCAAAUGCCCAAAGAACCUAAACCGAGUGCAAAUCCUUGCACCUUCACACCAGAGAAACCCAGACCUAGAUGUCUCUCAAAUACCCUUACACCGUAGGGAAACUUUGAGAGUGGACGGAAAGGAGGUUAUCGCAUGGAGAGACACUGGAGCACGUGUCAGCUAUCCACCGAGCCUUCGUGGACCCCAAAUUCAUCAACCAGGAAGCCAAAGUGACAAUCCACCCCUUCAUAUCAAAAUCUGUAAGCUUACCUACAGCGGAAUUGCCUGUCCAGUACAAGGGCUGGUCAGGAAAGUGGACUUUUGCUGUCUAUGACAAUUAUUCUAUCCCCAUGCUACUAGGGGAAGACUUGGCCGACCACGUUGAGCAACCCAACACAGUGGGAGUGGUUACACGCAGCCAAGCCAGACAAGCUGACGAACCCAUCCCUGUCCCUGAGCCAUUCACCAAGACCCCGUCUGCGUUACCAGAGACCCAGACAGAGGUGGUGCAACCGGAUCCCAUGCCAACAACUACAGCAGCCACAGUACCUCCUGUUCCAGAACCGGAACUGGAAGAAUAACCAGUGUCAGCACUGACUCCAGCACUUGCAACUCCACCACCAGAGGGCACCAACGAGCCUGAACUGGCAGAAACAGCAGACAACCCUACCCAAGAGGCUCAGCCAGAGCCUGAAAUAUCACCUCGUGCACCAGCGGAGAGCAGUCCACAGU